AUGCCCUCCUGCUUCCUCCAUCCACGCUGCAUGCUCCUGGCAGCUUUGGCAUUCUCGUGUGUCUGGGUCAUCUUUGGUCCCUCGGAGCUAAGGAAGGAAUUCUCCCUCGCUCCCCCAAUGCCAGCCCCAGCUGCACCUGCGCCCCCACUCUCCUUGCCCCACUUUCUGAUCCCUAAUGUAGGGGUUUGCAGAGGUUCUGGUUCCCAGCUUUUCCUUCUGAUCCUCGUGAGCACUGCCCCUGAGCAUCAGGAGCAGAGAGACGCUAUUCGAGCCUCUUGGGGAGCUCUGCGGGAGAUUCAGGGUCACUUGGUCCGCACACUCUUCAUACUGGGGGAACCGGAUUAUAGUCGGAAAAAUAUUGAAGACAUAUUGAAAUGGGAAGCCCAGGUGGAGGGGGAUAUCGUGCAGGCUGCUUUCAUGGACUCAUAUCGAAACCUUACCUUGAAAACCUUAAGUGGGCUGGCAUGGGCAGCCAGGUACUGCCCCAACGUCCAUUAUGUCCUCAAGACUGAUGAUGAUGUCUACAUCAACGUCCCUGGGCUUGUGGCUGAACUUGACCAACGAGGGAAGGACCUGAAACAGGAUCUGCAACAGAGAUAUCCUGACCGAGGUGGGAUUGUUCAAGGGGAUGGGAAGGCCAAAACUGGAGAGAGAGAAUUAGAGGAUGCCCGUAGCCUGUACCCUCCUGUACCCCACUUGUACCUCGGCCACGUCCACUGGAGUGUUUACCCCUCCCGCUUGAAGGGGAGCCGGCAUCAGGUAUCAGAGGUGGAGUGGCCUUCUGCCCGGGGUCCCUUCCCCCCUUAUGGUUCAGGUACUGGCUACGUGUUAUCAGCCCCGGUCCUGCGGCUGAUUCUUAGGGCAGCUAGUGGCGUGCCUCUGAUACCAGUAGAGGACGUUUUUGUUGGGGUGAUUGCCAAGAGGGUAGGGGUUGCCCCCACCCACAGCUCACGGAUAGCGGGUGCUGCCCGCUACCCCAUUGACCGCUGCUGCUUUGGGAGGAUCUUACUAAGUUCUCACCACAUGCAGCCCUGGGAAAUGAAGAGUGCCUGGGAACUUGUGAGGGGUUCCUCAGGGAAUGGGGACGUGCCACUCUGCUCCUGGCUUCAGGAAACUCUAGGAAUACUGAGAUGUUGGGUGCUGAACUGGUGGUAUUUUUGAUGACACCUGAGGCCUCAGGAGAGAAGAGUUGAGGCUGGAGAUGUGUCCACUGGGGCCACAGUGGAGUUUGGAUACUUGGGAUGCCGUUGCCCUAGGAUUUUUAUCCCUCCUCGCCAACAAUCCCAACUUGUCACGAAGCAGUGAAGUCUCCCCCAAGCUCAUGGACUCAGUGGCCUGAUCCUGUAGUCUCACUCCACAUUCUUAAGAGCUGGGAAGUAUCGGAAGAGAACUCAGAUCAAAGACAUCUGGAUGUGGGGAAGGCUAGGUGGGCUCUGAUCAACAGGGGAGAAAAGAAAAGCCUUCCUCCCCGUCCUGAGAUGGUCAGAGGGGACAGAGUUGAGACUGUCCCCCAAGGUGCAGUAUGUUUGUUUAGGGGC
This is a messenger RNA of Trichosurus vulpecula (common brushtail), 1538 nucleotides long. It is a transcript of the gene B3GALT4, whose product is annotated as beta-1,3-galactosyltransferase 4. The transcript has a single exon. Lineage: Eukaryota; Metazoa; Chordata; Mammalia; Diprotodontia; Phalangeridae. The coding region runs from base 1 to 1161 and encodes 386 amino acids. Gene Ontology annotation, cellular component: membrane. Gene Ontology annotation, molecular function: N-acetyl-beta-D-glucosaminide beta-(1,3)-galactosyltransferase activity. The record is from RefSeq and is a predicted model, not a curated record.